Molecule: messenger RNA, 3291 nt
Organism: Carassius carassius (crucian carp)
Lineage: Eukaryota; Metazoa; Chordata; Actinopteri; Cypriniformes; Cyprinidae
Product: solute carrier family 23 member 2
Exons: 12
Coding region: 156-1985 (609 amino acids)
Biological process (GO): transmembrane transport
Cellular component (GO): membrane
Molecular function (GO): transmembrane transporter activity
Source: RefSeq, a predicted model, not a curated record
CCCUCAGUCAAGCUGCCGAUUACACAAAUGCUGAGUCCAAGGCACAUGUAACGCACAGCUCCGGUUUCCUUGACGACCAGCCGACUGCUAAGGCCAGUGUCUCUCAACUUCUGAAGUGUGCCCGCUGCCUUACUGCACAAACCUACAGGUCAGCUAUGAAUCCCACUCAACAGGACCAAAAGCUUGACAUUGUGUUAAGAAACCAGGGCGUCACAGACUCGGCUUUCCAAAUUUCAGAUGGCAGCCAUGACCCUGAGAAGACCAUCAUUGCUGACCCCCAUACCGACAGUGUGGAAGAGGGUCUGGACUCGAGGCCUGAAGGCAACCUUAUCUACUCCAUCAACGAUCGCCCACCCUGGUACCUCUGCAUUCUUCUGGGUUUCCAGCAUUACAUAUUGGCGUUUGGUGGCAUCCUGGCAAUUCCUCUCAUUCUCGCCGAGCCGUUGUGCAUCAAAGAGAACAACGCUGCCAAAAGUCAGCUCAUCUCCACCAUCUUCUUUGUCUCGGGCAUGUGCACUUUGCUACAGACCACCUUCGGGACCAGGUUGCCGAUCCUCCAAGGAGGGACGUUCACCUUCAUCACUCCGACUCUAGCUAUCCUCGCCCUUCCCAAGUGGAGAUGCCCAGACACAGGUGCCACCACUCACCCUAAUGCCACAAAUUCUGCAGCGCUCCUAGUGGAUGAUGAUGAGGUGUGGAAAGUCCGCAUGCGUGAGAUCCAGGGGGCCAUUCUAAUGGCCUCAAUGAUUCAGCUUGUUCUGGGCCUGUCAGGUCUCGUGGGGCUAAUGUUGAGGUUCAUCGGGCCGCUGGCUAUUGCUCCCACCAUCAGCCUUAUAGGACUGUCGCUCUUCAUCCAGGCCGGGCAGAAGUCAGGAGCACACUGGGGAAUUGCUGCUUUAACUGUUUGCCUGAUCCUUCUCUUCUCCCAGUAUUUGAGCAAAGUAAACCUUCCUCUCAUUGCUUAUAAGGACAAGAAGUGGAAAGUAUUCCAGUACCCUCUCUUCAAACUCUUUUCUGCUUUAUUUGGGAUGUGCGGAGCCUGGCUGGUGUGCUUCCUGCUGACAUAUUUCAAUGCCCUGCCCUCAUCUCCAGAUGAGUAUGGCUACAUGGCCAGGACAGACAUCAAUCUUAAUGCAGUAAAAAGUGCUUCAUGGUUCUACGUGCCUUAUCCAGGACAGUGGGGUUUACCGACUGUGAGUGUGUCGUCUGUACUGGGCAUGAUGGCUGGAGUACUGGCUUCAACGAUGGAGUCAAUUGGAGACUAUUAUGCAUGCGCUCGUCUCUCUGGAGCACCUCCACCGCCCACGCAUGCUAUUAACCGUGGCAUUGCGGUGGAAGGCGUGGGUUGCAUCUUGGCUGCCCUGUGGGGUACUGGUAAUGGCACCACCUCCUACAGUCAGAAUAUCGCAGCUCUGGGAAUUACAAGGGUUGGCAGCAGAUUGGUUCUUCAGACUGCUGGGCUUCUUAUGAUCAUCUUGGGACUCUUUGGUAAAUUCAGCGCAGUCUUUAUAACUAUUCCAGACCCGGUCAUCGGUGGAAUGUUUCUUGUCAUGUUUGGGAUGGUAGCAGCAGUGGGAAUUUCUACUCUGCAGUAUGUGGAUUUGAACUCUUCCAGGAAUCUCUUGAUUCUUGGCUUCUCAACCUUCACUGGUCUUGUGCUCCCAACCUGGUUUCACUCAAACCCAGGCACGAUCAACACAGGCAUAAAAGAGCUGGAUCAGCUCAUAAUGAUUCUCUUCACCACCCACAUGUUCAUUGGUGGAUUCUUUGGGUUUGUUUUGGACAACACAAUACCAGGAACAGAAAAAGAAAGAGGAAUAAAGAACUGGAGGAAGACGGUUCAUGAAGGAUCUAAAAUACAUGUAACUGAUCAGUCCUGUUACAAUCUGCCUUUCUGCACAAGCUUUAUUCAGAGGUUCAAACUGCUCCACUACCUCCCGUUCCUCCCAUCAGUUAAGUCACAGGAACUGGGAACGCAUCUGUAGUACCGGAGCUUCCUGUGGUGAGGCUUGGUUUUUGAAAGGCUCAUUCCCGGCAAUGAAUGUGGGCAACACUCAGGCCUGGCUGCAGGGUUAAACUGAUCAGAAUAGCCACAGAAUUACUGCGAUUUUCCAUGGAAAUCAUACAACCAUGGACAUUUUCGUCUCUUUUUGGAUUAUUAAAGUACAUUCUCCGCUAAAGCUCCAAUUAAGCUUCAUUAUGUAACCUAUUUCGUAAAUUCACACCAUGAAAUUACUUUUUUAAUAAGUAAAACACAUUACUUUUCUAUUCUUUAUUUAUCAACAAAUACAAUUGAAAAUCCUUUGGUUUCCAUUUUGGCAAAUAUAUGUGGUCAUGAUGCCUGUACAUCACUUUUCAGUGACGUUCAGAGAGAGACGAAGUCCCACGCAAAGAUUUAGAUUUCAAAAAGUUCAUAAUACUGAUAAUAAAUCAAAAUGAACCCUUUUGCGUCAGUGAAAUCCAGUUGUGCUCGUUAUUUGUAGCGGGUAAAAUAACAUGUCACCUGAGGGCUGCAGCGGAUUUGUUCUAUCUGGAACUCACAGCUAACGUUGCCAUAAACGGUACAGUUGUCAUGGCAAUCAUUGCGCACAUUUCGUGAAAUAACCUAUUUGUCAUUGCACGCCAGCUUUCUUGGCAAACUGUUAAAACACAAUCGUUUUUUUCUCAGUUUUACCCAAGCUUUUGCUAGUGUUGACAUAUGAAAUAUCUCCGCAUUAAUAUCAUUCAUAUUGUCUAACUAUUUGAUAUUUGAGCCAGGCCUGGUGCCAUUUCAGUUCUGCAUUGUGACUUUAAUUAAAUUCCAUAAACUUAGCACAGAUAUGUACUACCAUACAAGAAAUGUCAUGUCAGUUCUGUUCAGUGUUUUGAACACAUUCUAAUUUAGGUUUUUGAUCCUGAUUAAUACAUAAUUAUAGACAUACAAAUCAAUUUUUAGGUGUAUUUUAUAUAAGAUUUAUGAUUUUGUGUAGAAUAUAUUUUUAAUUAAUAUAAAGUAUGUUAGAUUUGUUAUGAUCAAUGUAAUGAUUAAUGUAUUUUUUGCAUGUAUGUGCAUAUAAACAGACCUCCCGCAUUUCAGCAGGAUUCCUUUUAUGCUACCUCUACAAAAACGAUAAAUAUUAUUCUUUUAAAACCCCUGCUAAAUCAAGGAGUAUAAUCCUGUCCUUAAAUGUAAAUCGGACUGUGUUUUGCACUCUUGAGUGCCGAGAAUAGCCAAAAGCAAUGAUUCCUUUCAAGCGGAACUUUUAGAUCAUACACAAAAAGUGAAUAAAUACAGGAUGCAGUUCAUGUUUA